UGAAGAAAACAUUCCAGUGCAUGUACAGAUUAUACCAGGAUUCAAAUCCCUUCGUGGCCAUGGAAACCCAUUGUGUGUUCUUAGGCAAGUGAAAGUCUCAGAAUCAGAAGAAGUCAAGGGCUUCCCCCUUGCCAAGAAAAUCCUAUAGUCAGAAAUGACUUGUAGGCACAUAACAAAUAGUAGCAGCAGUGGUAAAAAUGAGGGUGGUGAAUUGUGUACAUACUCAUGAGUCAAUAUAUCCAUAGCUCAAUACAGCCCAACUUGUGCUAUUUAUAUUCAUUUUGAUCACAAUCUAAUUUCCACAUAUCUAAGAGGGAUCUCUUUUUGAAUGGAAUUCCUACUUCUGAUUAGGUAUUGUAAAUAAUCACAGUGUUCAGUUAUACUUUUAAAUCCUUUUCAAUUGUCUUAAUUUUAAAUAUAUAUAUAUAUCUGGAUUUUCACCUGCAUUAUUUUUUGCAUGCUCAGGUGACUCAAAAUGGACCCACAUUGACUUUAUUCUUCACAUGUUAAUGACAUAAUAUUUAUGUUUCCAAUACAAAUUUUCUUGGCCGCCUUAUAUUUCAGCUUUAGAGUAUUACUUAUAACAAUCAUGGUCAGCCAUAGUAUCUGUGACAAUUCCUCAGUGACUCUCAAAGUGUCUGCAAAACAUUCAUGUUCACUGCAUGUACUAAAUGGCAUGAAAGAGAGGGAAGUGUUUUUAAGUUCAAGGAAAUUGUAAGUAAAAAGUGAAGCAGACAGAAUUUUCAAAUGACAUUCGGUGUUCUCUGUUUAUAAAACGCUAUAGAGCAUGAAGCAGUCUCUGAAUUGCUGUAUUUCUAGCUCUGUGUUCUUUUAAGAUAAACUAUGAAUUUUGGCUGCUUCACCUUUUCUUUAGAUUCAAAAUAUGGCAUGAUAUCUGAAGCACACAAUUCUGAGCUAAUUUUCUUUUUUCCCUCUUCUUCACUGAGUUACUUUGCGUCUGCAUUUUUCUUCUUUUGUAGUUAGGCGAGGAUAGAUUAGAAUUAGGUUGCAGCACAGAUUGGGAAAAUCUCCCAGCAUCCUCUUCCUGCAGAGGCAUCAUCUACCAACACUGCUUUAGCUGCAGCUAUUCAACUGACAUUUCUUUUUCCAUUCUGAUAUGGAAGACUCCCGUGAUUACAGCUCCUGCUGUCUCAACUUUUAACUAUAUAUUUUCCUGCUUGAUAAGCAAUAAGCUUGUGGGGGACAGUGGAAUAGAACAAGGAAAUGGAAUAUUCUCUGGAUUUUUUUUUGUUCAUUUUUAUGUGUCUAGAAGAAACAAUACACAUCUGAAAGAGGCAUAGCUUCCUGUAGUGACUGCAAUUAUUCAUCUAAAGUUACCUAAUUUAAUUCUGGCCACUAGCAUGGAUCUUAAGUGUGCUUUGGAAGAAUGUUCAAUGGCACUGAAUUUAUUUCUAAACAACAAAUUCUCAGAAGCUCUGGAAUUGCUUCGUCCAUGGUCUAAAGGCAGUAUGUACCACGCAUUGGGUUAUAGCACUAUUUUAGUCAUGCAGGCUGCAAUGACAUUUGAGCAACAGGAUAUCCAAAUGGGGAUUGCUACUAUGAAAGAGGCAUUACAGACUUGCCAAAAAUUCAGGAAAAGAAACACAGUGGUAGAAUCAUUGUCCAGCUUAGUUUCAAAACAGACUGUUGAUCAGCUGAGUGAAGAGGAAAUGCAUGCAGAAAUCUGUUAUGCUGAAUGUUUACUACAAAAAGCAGCACUGACGUUUGUACAGGAUGAAAAUAUGAUCAACUUCAUCAAGGGGGGCCUCAAAAUCAGGACGAGUUACCAAAUAUACAAAGAAUGCCAUCAAGUCCUCCAGAUGACCCAAGACAACAAAAGCAGGAAUGAAAUCUACCACCAGUUUGAAGGGGGUGUGCAACUAGGAAUAGGAGCAUUCAAUUUGAUGCUGUCCCUUUUACCAGGAAGAAUCCUUCGGCUUUUAGAAUUUAUUGGAUUUUCAGGCAACAGGGAGCUAGGCCUCCAGCAGUUGCGGGAAGGAGCUUCUGGUGCCACUCUGCGAGCCAUUCUGUGUACUUUUACCUUGCUGCUCUACCACACUUACGUUUCAUUAAUCCUUGGGACAGGAGAAGCCAAUCUUGUAGAAGCAGAAACCCUUCUACAGCCUUACCUUGAGAAGUUUCCAAAGGGUGCCAUCAUUCUGUUUUAUGAUGCCAGAAUAGACAUAUUGAAAGGAAAUUUUGAAAAGGCUCAGGUCACAUUCCAGGAAUGCAUUAAAGCACAGCAAGAAUGGAGGCAGAUCCAUCACCUUUGCUACUGGGAGUUGAUGUGGUGCUACUCCUUCCAACAGGACUGGCUUCAAGCAUAUCGGUAUGCAGAUCUGCUUUGCAAAGAAAGCAGGUGGUCAAAGGCAAUAUAUGUGUUCCAGAAAGCUGCCAUUUUGUGUAUGCUUCCAGAUUCCGAUGUGAAAACAACAGGAGAAGACAUUGUUGCCUUGUUUAGGCAAGUAGAAAGUCUAAAGCAGAGAAUCGCAGGGAAAUCUAUUCCAACAGAAAAGUUUGCUGUGAGGAAAGCGCGGCGUUAUGGGGGCACUCAGCAAGUGAAGCUAAUAGUUCCUGCUCUGGAAAUGAUGUAUGUUUGGAAUGGCUUUUCAAUUGUUGGCAAGAGGACUGAUCUCACUGAAAAUUUAUUAGUAACAAUUGAAAAAGAAGAAACCACUUUAAAAAAUGAAACCAAUCACAACGAAUACUACAUGGAUGACUCCUGUCUACUACAACUGCUAAAAGGGCUGUGUUUGAAACAUUUAGGAAGAUUCUUGCAAGCAGAGCUCUGCUUCAAUCAAGUUAUACAAAGUGAGAAGCAACUGAAGUAUGAUAAUUAUCUAGUUCCGUAUUCAAUGUACGAGUUGGGUCUUCUAUACAAACAACAGGAUGAGAGAGAAAAAGCAAUAAGAUGUAUAGAAGCUGCAAAAAACAAUUAUAAGGAAUAUUCUAUGGAGUCCAGGUUACACUUCAGAAUCCACGCAGCACUUAACAGUAUGAAAGUGACUCCUGCUCCAACGCCUUGAUGUUAUCCGAGAGUGAAGUGUCUACACAUUGUUCUUGGAAAGCUUACAGAAAUCAUGUAAAUGAUGUAACAAAAGAGAUGUAGUUUAUAUUUUCUAUCAUUUGUGAUAUUUAAAUGUUAGUCAUCCUUUUGAGCAAUUAUUUUUUUCUAUGGUGCAUUCCAUAUCUCUGCUUGACAUUUUAGAAGAAGACCUUAUAUUUUGUUUAUAAGAGGAAUAAUUUCAUGAUUGACACGAAAGAGAAGUAUUUUAAAAAAACAUUGCUGGUGCAAUAAAGAGUAACUCAGACACUUUAUUUUUUUAUGAGAAGACUAAUAUUGUUUAUGCAUGAAACUGUGUGUUGACUCUACUCAUAGUUUCACCAUUAAAUGAAAGCUUGAAUUUCUGCAAUACGUUUAUUAUAAAUUAGGACUUUUUAAAAAGUUGGCUGCUGGUAGCCCUAGUUGUGUUGACAGUUAGAUUUUACAUACCAAAGAUCUGAUUUGUUAUAUUGUAGCCAAAAAGAAUGAAUGGCUUAAAGUCAUUUCAUGAAUGUUAGCUUAAAUUCAGUGCAAUAUACUGAUAAUAUAUGUCUGAAAAAAGUAGGGUAAGACAAUAUUUUGCCCCAUAAAGAAAUGUUUAAGAUACAUUUUAUUCUACCAAAUGGUGGUAGCAAUUCAAUUGGUUGUCCUGCUAUAUGUAUUUAAUUUACUGAUGUUACUGUGUAGUGAAUUGUAUAAUAAGAAAAAAAACAUAAUCUCCAAGGGCCAGUAGGUUUUAUGUUCACUUUCAAAGAAGGUGUCUUGAAAUUCCAGUUUCUUUAUGAAUAUAUUUGCAGAAAAUGUAUACCCAAAGUGUAUACUUGGGAUAUUAUCACAGAAAAGCAUUUUACACAGUGAUAUUUUAAAAUGUUGAAACUUUCUUAGUGUCUAGCUUACUCUUUUAUUAAUAUCACCAUCCUAUGUGCAUAAAAUAGUUUCUUGCUGUUGAGCCUGCAAACAGAGGCACAUUUCCAGAGGCAUGCACAUACAGCUCAUUAAGGCAAAAUAUUGAAAAAGAGUUGCAGGAAACCUUGACUUACAAUACACAUUUUGCAGUUGUAUCUGCUGAAAGCAGAAAAAGCUAAACAAUAUAGCAGACCAUUAAUCUUUGUUUGCUGUUACAGGCAAACUGAGAACUUUGACUUAUCUCUCCCCCAGCAAGCCAGAACAAUAAAUCAAGAACAUGACUGCAAUAUGGCCGAGUGAAAACAAGCAAGAAUUCCCAGUUCAUACAUUAUAGUAAAUAACCAUAGAUAAAAGGGUGCAUAGUUUGUUCAGCCAAGUAAAAAUCAUCAAGCAAUCUGAACUUGGAACUUUCACAAUAAGCCAAAUACAGCCACUAUAUUCAGAUUCUAGUUUUGUACCAUUUAAUGGAAAUGUAGCAGAAAGCAAGAAUCACUUCUGUUGUUUCAGACAUAAAUCUAUCUAUUUGUUGUGAAUAUUCCUUAGCUUCCUAUUUUUCAUAUGUUUCCAUAGCUCCAUUAUGUAUUAACAGCACAUAGUGCUAUUAGUAUCAUUUGAGGCUGUUAAUGUUAGGCACUCUUUGUGAAUUAUGAGGUGCUAAAUUAAUGAAAAAGUUGGGCCACUAGAGUUUUUAAUUUUUUAAGAUUUAGUCUUGAAAUAAUUGAUUAUCACAAUUAUGCUGAUGGAAGCUGCACACAAAUUCAUAUUCAUAAACAGCAGUACAAUAUAUCCUAUAUUUCUUAGCACAUGUUUGCAAACUAAUAAAUGGGUAUUUUUAACUGAUAGAUUGCUGACAUUUAUGUCCAACAGCCUUCUUCUUCUGUUUCUCACUAUAUUUUAUUCUGCAGUACCUUUCACUGUGCAUUCUUUUCCAGUUGCUGGCACCCUCCGUGUGCAGUAGUAGAGGAGGCAUUUAUCUCUUUCUUUCAGCAUCAAAAGAUCAUUGUAAUAGAACAUCAAGGAGCAGGUCUGCCUUGUUAAAUUCAAAUUCUAAGGAAGCACAUUUGUGCCAAUUUGAGAGGACACAUGUCAUGUUUCCAGAGAUUAGUGUUAAUUUUCUCGAAAAACACUUACUAUAUGAUCAGCAUAUUUAGCUUUUUGCUUUAAUCCCUUCUGCUAGCUAGGAUGCAUGUUUAGGACAUUAUUUAAGUUUCAACAUGAGCUUGCAGAGAAGGAGGUUUUGUAACGUUUCUCUUUUUUACUGCCUGGUGACUGUUUUCAUCUUGUUUUUUAAAUACACAGGCCACAAGUAUAUUUGCAAAUUAGAAUUCUUUUGUGUGUCCAUGUUUGCAUGUACAGAACUUCUUUAAUGGCACUGGAUGUAUUUAAUACAUGCUUUUAGACAAGCACAUGGUAACCAUGUGGGGCCACUUCUAGAUUUAAAUAAUUGUGAUGUUAAAUAUAGGGAGGCGGUUUCUCACUGUGCUUAACUCAAUCUCGCUCCUAGUUAUAAUUUUGCAAUGAAAUUACUACAUCAAUUAUAUCCUUAUGCUAUAUAUUUAAAUGUUGUUUCUUUUAGUGACAUGUUUCUUAAGUAUAUAUUCGCACACUGCAUUGUGCUUUUAAUAACUGGCAAUGGUUUUCACCGUCUAAUAAAAAUAUUAAUGAGAGAUGAUCUGUCAUGUAGAAGGGAGAUUAUUAAAGAUUUCAUUUAUGUAAAUUGUCCUGGUUAUGGUUGCCAGCUGUUUUGUAACUUUAUCAAGGCCAGAGAAUAAUAUGGUAAAUAGAUUUAGAGUAUUUUGCCAGUUGCACUACAAUGUUUGAUAACUAUCCUAUAUCAGGAACAAAAUCAUUCUCCAGUUAUGGUUCUAAUACUAAACUUGACUGUGAAUGUACUUUUUGUUCUCCUAUUGCAUAGCUUAAAAAUAGUUAUAUUUGUAUUAGGUAUUAUUUUUAUAGUGCUGAUUGCAUUUUAUUUUACCAAGCUGUAUAAGAGGGGAUUCGUUUAUUUAAAAGAAAUGAAAUAGACUGAUAGUCCAACUUGUACAAACAUGGUUGGAUGCAAGUCUGGCUUGGGUUCAGUGGAAUGUACAUCCAAGUAUUCGUGCAUACAUGGGCUUGCAGUUUUAAUGUGCCGCUUGCAGUGUAGCACAAGAUUUGUAAUACUGUAACUGAUCAGAAUUUGGACAGCUAUGAUAGCCAUAUCUUGGUGUGAAUUUGUCACAUAAUUCUGUUAUCUUUUCUUCCUAUGAUAGGAAGGGCAACAAAAUAAAAAUAUGCAUUUAAACGAA
Messenger RNA from Anolis carolinensis (green anole), 6237 nucleotides. RefSeq names its product tetratricopeptide repeat domain 39B (gene ttc39b). Bases 1362 to 3026 code for a protein of 554 amino acids. The transcript has 18 exons. The record is from RefSeq and is a predicted model, not a curated record. Gene Ontology annotation, molecular function: protein binding. NCBI's taxonomy places the organism in Eukaryota, Metazoa, Chordata, Lepidosauria, Squamata, Anolidae.